This is a messenger RNA of Podarcis lilfordi (Lilford's wall lizard), 4213 nucleotides long. Lineage: Eukaryota; Metazoa; Chordata; Lepidosauria; Squamata; Lacertidae. The record is from the annotation of a GenBank genome assembly.
GCCCCUCUUUCCUAGAACUUCCGCCCAGCUGCCUGUCUCUAUGGUUCCAGGGAGAGUCCUCCUCCCACCUCGCCGACGUCGAAACCGGAAGUAUCACCUGGCGCCGCUCCCUCCCUCCUCGGAUGGCGGAGCCUCUGAGAGGAGCUUCCGGUUUGCCUCAGGGACAAGGAAGGCAGCGGGCGAUGAGGGCUGCGCGGGGCCGCUUGUGGGCGGCGCUGCUUUUGGGAGUCGUGGCGGCGGCGGCAGCGGAGGGCGGUGGCGACGGUUCCCCUUCGGGGCUGGUGACGUGCGGCUCCGUGGUGAAGCUGCUCAACCCCCGGCACGGAGUCCGCCUCCACUCGCACGACGUCCGAUACGGCUCCGGUGAGGCCGCCGCCUUCGAGACCCUUCCAGUUCGCGGGGGGGGGGAGGCGCUCGCCGAUUGGCUGCCUGAAGACACGCCCCCAUGGGAACAGGGGCGAGGAGGGCGGCACUCUGUCCAUGCUCUUAAUCUCAGGUCGUGGGUUCGAGUUCCGGGUGGGGCAAAAUAUUUCUAGUGACCUGGUAUACAAAACAAGUGAACAAAUAACAACAGAAACAUUUGUUAGGUUUAUUUAUAGCCCACAUUUCUCCCCCCUCUCCGAACUGGGUCUCAGGGAGCUUGCAAAAACCAAAACAAACACAGAAAAUACACAGGAAGUUGAUAUAUAAUGGUAUACAGUAGUACCUCAGGUUACAUACGCUGCAGGUUACAGACUGCUAACCUAGAAAUAGUGCUUCAGGUUAAGAACUUGGUGCUUCAGGAUGAGAACAGAAAUCGCGCAGCGGCAAGAGGCCCCAUUAGCUAAAGUGGUGCUUCAGGUUAAGAACUGUUUCAGGUUAAGAGCAGACCUCCGGAACAAAUUAAGUACUUAACCCGAGGUACCACUGUAUAUAGGAACUAUUCAGUUUAAUUCAACAAAAUGGAUGAAAUUGAUUCAAUGAUACCAGCUUUUCAAAGAAAGUCAAGCAAAGUUCUUAACCCAAGGUACUAUUUCUGAGUUAGCAGAGUCUGUAACCUGAAGCGUUUGUAACCUGAAGCGUAUGUAACCCGAGGUACCACCAUGUGUGUGUGUAAAAAAUAUAAUAUAAUACUUAGAAUUAAAACAUGAAAACAAAUAUAUUAAAAUGCAGACAGUAAAAACAGCACACUGCUAUUUAAAGGUCACUAUUAAAAUAAGGAUGCGGGUGGCGCUGUGGGUUAAACCACAGAGCCUACGGCUUGCCGAUCAGAAGGUCGGCGGUUCGAAUCCCCGCGAUGGGGUGAGCUCCCAUUGCUCAGUCCCUACUCCUGCCCACCUAGCAAUUUGAAAGCACCUCAAAGUGCAAGUAGGUAAAUAGGUACCGCUCCAGCAGGAAGGUAAAUGGUGUUUCCGUCCUCUGCUCUGGUUCGCCAGAAGCGGGUUAGUCCUGCUGGCCACAUGACCCGGAAGCUGUACGCCAGCUCUCUCAGCCAGUAAAGCGAGAUGAGCGCCCCAGUCGUCCGCGACUGGACCUAAUGGUCAGGGUUCCCUUUACCUUUACCUAUUAAAAUAAAAGCAAUAAUAAAAUUCUCUAGGUUUUUUUUUAAACGAAGGGCAGUGUAUAAAAUCUAAUAAUGAUAAUACUACAAAUUAAUUUAAGAAUAAUUUCAACCUGAAGUCAUAUUUAGGGUAGAUCCAUUGAAAUUAUGUUUCUUUUUAUUAUAUUUCCUGUGACAGUGAAUUAAGAAAAAAGGAAGAGGCCUUGUUCUUUUUUCAAUAUGUAUGCAGAACUAUAGACCCCUCCCUAUAUGUCAUAGAAGCACACAGACAAAGAACAUUUCAGAUAAACUUGCAGGCGUCAUGCCUGGAACAAAGGGAGGGUGAGGCUAACUUGUGGGUUCCUUUCUCUCCACAGGCAGUGGGCAGCAGUCGGUGACGGGGGUCACAACGGUCGACGACAGCAACAGCUACUGGCGGGUCCGGGGCAAGACAGACACGGUGUGUGAAAGGGGCACCCCUGUGCAGUGCGGGCAGUCCAUCAGGCUGACCCACAUCAACACCGGACGCAACCUGCACAGCCACCACUUCACAUCCCCCCUCUCGGGCAACCAGGUGAGGUUGGUGGACUGGAGGUGGCGCAGGAGGAAGGCUCAACUUGCCACCUGUACUGCCAGGUGGAGGGUGGUGUCAUGGACACAGAGGAACAGUGGGAGCUGGGGAACCAAGGGAAGAAGACUCCGAGACCCCAGGGACUGGUGCUGGGACAAUGAUGAGUGAUCAGAGGGAGCGGACUGGGGGCGGGGGGGGGGGAGGUGCCGGAAGCUGAAGAAGUAACAGGGCUUAGUGAGCUGGGAGAGACUAUGACAGAAAGGAGGUCAAGAGGCAGAGAUGAAUCUAGCUGGUGAAGAAGCCAGGGGGUCUCUUCCUCCUGCUGCGACAAGCUCCUCUCCCAGCGGUCUCCCAGAACCAGAAGCAGCAUGAAAAGGGCAAAGCGGUGACAGGCUUCACCCAGGUGCAGUGGGCUGUUGUGUUGGGGGUACAACUGGUUCAUGGAGUAAGACCUACUGAGGAGGAGCUGCUGUGCUGAGUGUGAAGUUCAUUUUUUUGGUAAUAAAGAGUUAACUCCAACUCUGAACAGGAAGUAUCUCCCAGCCUUACCAGGAGAUGCCAUUGGGCAUUGAACCAGGGACCUUCUGCAUGCAAAGCAGGGGCUCUUCCAGUGAUCUCCAGCUCUUUUCAACCCCAGGUUUCUAUUUUGUUUUUGUUUUUCAUGCCCCACCCCCAAUAAAUUUGAAUGCUUGAUAUCAGCAACAGAAAUGAGAGUCUUGGCCAUUGCACACCUACAAUGGGGCGGUCUCCACACCCCAUUCACAUUGUGCUGCCAGCCCUGUGCUGGACGGCGUAACCACUUGCUUCUUCUCUCACAUGACAACAGAGUCAUUGGAAAGUCUUGGCUGGCACCCUUUACGGUAAAGGUAAAGGGCCCCCUGACCAUUAGGUCCAGUUGUGGCCAACUCUGGGGUUGCGGCGCUAGAGCUCUACAAAUUCUAGCCCACUCUUUGCCACCCCCACCAUGUGUUUUGGAGGGCACCACCUUGGCACCAGCUGCUCUAGCUAGUGGCAAAGGUUCUCUGUCACUCGCCUUACAGUAGCUCUUGACAUUGAUGAGUGCUUCAUAGAACAUUAGAGGUGGAAGGGAACCCAACAGUCAUCUAGUCCAUGGGUAGGCAAACUAAGGCCCAGGAGCCGGAACCGGCCCAAUUGCCUUCUAAAUCCAGCCUGUGGAUAGUCCAGGAAUCAGCGUGUUUUUACAUGAGUAGAAUGUGUCCUUUUAUUUAAAAUGCAACUCUGGGUUAUUUGUGGGGCACAGGAAUUUGUUCAUUCUCCCCCCCCCCAAUAUAUAUAGUCCGCCCCCCCACAAGGUCUGAGGGACAGUAGACCGCCCCCUGCUGAAAAAGUUUGCUGACCCUUGAUCUAGUCCAGCCCCUGGCAGUGCAGGAAUUGCAACUAAGGACUCCCUGACCGGUGACCAUCCAACCUUCGCUUAAAAACCCCCAAGGAAGGAGAGACCACCACCUUCCAAAGGGAGGCUGUUCUCCUUUGAAGAGUGUGUGUGUCUGUUAACAUUGCCUUGCUCUCUGCCUUGUCUGUUCCAGGAGGUCAGCGCCUUUGGGGAAGAUGGCGAGGGGGACUUCUUGGACGACUGGACUGUCCUGUGCGGGGGCAGCUACUGGGACCGGGACAGUGAGGUGCGCUUCAAGCACUCCUCCACAGACGUGCUGCUCUCUGUGACUGGCGAACAGUACGGGCGGCCUAUUCAUGGCCAGAGGGAGGUCCACGGCAUGUCCUACUCCAGCCAGGACAGCUACUGGAAGGCGAUGGAAGGGAUUUUCAUGAAGCCGUCCGAGUUCCUGAAGGCAGAAAUCUAUCACUCUGAGCUAUGACAGCAUCAAGGUUUCUCCCUCCUCCUCUGCCAACGGUCUGGUGUUCAGGGCCAGCAAGCCCCAGAUUGAUCCUUAGGCGGUUGAGGCUGCAGGUGUUGCGGUGGUGCUAAGACGCUGUCCUGUUGUGGGAAUACCAGGACAAAGGUUCUCUGCCACUCCGUGGGCCGCCAUCUGCAACCGCACAACAGUGUUCCCCCAUCCCUCCUUCCCUGCACACCUAUUGCUGAUAUUCAAGCACCCGUGUGCCUGGGAGUCAGCCAUAAAUAAAUGCAGGUUAUUCAAGCAGGU